GUCACGUUCUGCUCUAUGAGGCAGAAUAAUCGGUUGCUCGUAAAUUACUUCCUUGCCUGCGGUGAUCUGUUUGUUUCAUUUUCAUCAUUUCAAUUGUUCAGAGAAAAUGUUCCAGCUUUAUCUGACAUAUUUAUGGGCUCAGCAUCUAAACAGAGAAUAACCUCUUUCUUGCCAUUGCCAAAGAAAUAAACUAGUGGUUUCAGGAGACUGAAAGACUCUUCAAGAACGUUCACUUGGGCUUGUCAGUCAGGUCAGAUUGGAGUACCAGGUUCCACGUCAGCAUGCCCAUCCGUUCGAUCUACUACUUCUGUCUUCUUUUCGUUAUCAUUUUCCUUUCAUAUGAGUUAUACCAAGUCAGUGUGAUUUCCAGCACCAAAUCCUAUGAAACAAAGAAGAGACCCAUCCAUGUUCUCAUUAUAUCUUCCUGGCGUUCUGGCUCUUCCUUCAUUGGGCAGAUCUUCAAUCACCACCCCAAUGUCUUUUAUCUCUUUGAACCUGGACAUUCAGUCUGGAUGAGAUUUAAAACACAAGGGGCCAAACUGCUUCACUACGCAGUCAGAGACCUCAUUCACUCACUUUUUACUUGUGAUGUUAGCCCUCUCCAACAGUAUGUAUCUGAAGAUAGACGGUACAUCUCCAGCAUGAAGUUCUUUGCAGAGAGUCGUGCUUUGUGCUCACCACCAUCUUGUUUGCAUCCAGUGGUUCCUGGAGGCUAUAAUCGAUCAAUAUGUUACCAACUCUGUGGGAAGUCUACCUUUGAUAAAAUGGCAGAGGCAUGUCACACAUAUAGUCACAGGAUCAUGAAGACAGUUCGAAUUCUAGACCUUACUGUUCUCCUUCCACUUUUUCGAGACCCUGAACUUGAUCUGCGAAUCAUUCAUCUUGUGAGAGACCCCAGAGCAAUAGCAUCAUCAAGGGAAUACUUUAGCCUCACUAUUGAUGAUGAAAUUCUACUUAAGGAGUAUGACAAGGCCACAGAGGGUCCAGUCAUGGCCACCAUCUGCAAUGCACAAGCAAAUAUAAGCAGAAUGGUCAAAGCAGUUGGACAAGAGAGUCGAUAUAUGCUAAUUCGGCAUGAAGAUUUGUCAAAAGAGCCAAUUGUGAAUGCCAAAAAAAUAUAUGAAUUUUCUGGCCUUGAAAUGACACCAGAUCUGGAGAGAUGGGUACAUAAUGUCACCCAUGUCCAAAAAAAAGAGAGCGGAUUCAUGUCAUUUUCUAAACAGUCUUCAAAGGUAAUUCAAAAAUGGAGAAAGACCAUGGACUUCAAAAAAAUAAAGGAGAUUGAAGAAUACUGCAAGGAAGCCAUGGAUUUGUUUGGAUACUUGCCAGUAAGUUCAAUGAGUGAUCUAAAGAACAUGAGUCGAGAUUUAGUUUUAUGACUGGCUAACCCAAUAUGGAAGAGGACUUUUUAGGUGUCAUUACGUUUAAUAUAAUCACAUUCAGAACAAUUAUUCGGCAUUAAAGGGGUUUUCCAGGCUCCUGAUAUUGAUGACCUGUCCUCAGGAUAAGUCAUCCAUAUCCAAUCGGUGAGGGUCUGACUCCUGACACCUCCAUCAAUCAACUGUUCCCUGCAGCCUCUGGCACCGGAACUAGCACUCUGAAUGGAACAAGAGGAACAGCUCUGUGUAGUGGAUGUGCUGGGUUGCUGCAGCUUAGCUCCGAUUGAAGUGGUUUCACCUAUAGGAUCAUCAAUAUCAGGAGGCGGGAAAAACCCUAUUAAGUGUUAGCCCCAAAGUCAAUUUUCUUUUAGAUAAGCAUCUAGCCCCUUUUUAAAUGCUGACAUGGCACCUGUCAUUACUAUCUCUUGGGGCUAUCUCGAGUGUGACUGCUCUAACUGUAAAGAAUCCUUUUUUGUACUGGUAUCUACAUUGACUUUCUUCCAUUUGUGAUGGAGGUUUCCAGGUACUUUGUAAUGUCCUUGGAAGAAAUAAACCCUGUGCCAGUUCUUUGUAUUAGCCACACAUAUAAAUGACAUCACUUCUAAAGCUGGGUUCAUCCUAUGCCUUGUGAACUCCAGUAGUCUGUUCUGGUGAAGGACAGACUAUCGGAGUUCACUGUAUUUAGUAUAGCCUGAUACUGCUCUGCACUGACUACUAUAAUGCAUUUAUACCGGAAAGCAGCUAGUUCCCUGUUCGGAUGCCAUUAUAGUAAAAGGGCGUGCACGGCAGAAUACAACUGUGCCGGAGCAGACUAUUAAAGUUUACAGCUCAUAUGUGAACACAGCCUAAGGCAUAAUAAGUAUGCCUGAUUUUUCAAGCGUGUCAUCCCUGCCAUUUAUUAAUCUGUUCAUUUGCCUUGGAACCUUUUCUACCGCUCCUCUAUCCUUUUUAGAAUCUGAAGUGCAAAACUAAAUUUCAUAUUCAAGAUGUAUCCUUACAAGGGAUUUAGGCCUCAUGCACACAAUAGUAUUUUUUUGCGAUCCGCAAAACGGGGUUCC
Messenger RNA from Bufo bufo (common toad), 2437 nucleotides. RefSeq names its product carbohydrate sulfotransferase 4-like. Lineage: Eukaryota; Metazoa; Chordata; Amphibia; Anura; Bufonidae. The transcript has 2 exons. Gene Ontology annotation, biological process: N-acetylglucosamine metabolic process; sulfur compound metabolic process. The record is from RefSeq and is a predicted model, not a curated record. Gene Ontology annotation, molecular function: N-acetylglucosamine 6-O-sulfotransferase activity. The coding region runs from base 282 to 1379 and encodes 365 amino acids.